CUGACGGAGCUGCUGCAGUGGUACGCAACCACCUUCAGGGACCCCCUGAUACUCCAGCCCCCAGAGUGGUUCAAGGCCUUUAUAUAUUGUGAAGCUUUCCUGCAGCUGCCCUUCUUCCCCAUCGCAGCCUACGCCUUCCUAAAAGGGAGCUGCAGGUGGAUAAGGACUCCGGCCAUUAUCUACUCCACACACGUAGCUACCACUUUGGUGGCCAUCCUCGCGCACAUCCUGUUCCACGACUUCUCAGGACCUGAGCACCUGGGACCUCAAACGCAGCGCGAGCGCCUCAUGCUGCUCUCCGUGUACGUGCCCUACUUGCUGAUACCGCUGCUGAUCCUCUUCACCAUGCUCUACAACCCCCACUACAACCACGUGGAGAAAAGGAAACGGAAGUAG
Messenger RNA from Nestor notabilis (Kea), 396 nucleotides. RefSeq names its product transmembrane protein 97 (gene TMEM97). The annotation marks the transcript as partial. NCBI's taxonomy places the organism in Eukaryota, Metazoa, Chordata, Aves, Psittaciformes, Psittacidae. Gene Ontology annotation, cellular component: endoplasmic reticulum. The transcript is spliced from 2 exons. The record is from RefSeq and is a predicted model, not a curated record.